Messenger RNA from Nerophis ophidion (straightnose pipefish), 695 nucleotides. RefSeq names its product homeobox B4a (gene hoxb4a). The record is from RefSeq and is a predicted model, not a curated record. Gene Ontology annotation, biological process: embryonic skeletal system morphogenesis; anterior/posterior pattern specification; regulation of transcription by RNA polymerase II. Gene Ontology annotation, cellular component: nucleus. The transcript is spliced from 2 exons. The coding region runs from base 36 to 572 and encodes 178 amino acids. Lineage: Eukaryota; Metazoa; Chordata; Actinopteri; Syngnathiformes; Syngnathidae. Gene Ontology annotation, molecular function: RNA polymerase II cis-regulatory region sequence-specific DNA binding; DNA-binding transcription factor activity, RNA polymerase II-specific.
AAAAAGUGACCGUGACGUCUUCCACGUGAUCGGCCAUGAGCUCCUAUUUGCUCGCGUGUCAUUAUGUGGAGCCCAAGUUCCCGCCGUGCGAGGAGUACUCCCACCCCGACUACCUGCCCCCUCAGCCCGACUACUACCCCGCCCGGGACCGACACCUGCCCGGUGCAACGCAGCCGCCGUACGCGCCGUGUCGGCCCGCGGGCAGCCCGCCGCCGCCGCCGCCCUGCGAGCAGCCUCACCCGCCUUCUCCCGCCAGCAGCCCCGUGGGGCCCGUGGUCUACCCGUGGAUGAAGAAAGUGCACGUCAACGUCGUGAGCUCCAACUCCACCGGGGAAGGUGAGCCCAAGCGCCUCCGGAGCGCCUACACGCGCCAGCAGGUUCUGGAGCUGGAGAAGGAGUUCCACUACAGUCGCUACUUGACGCGCAGGCGCAGACUGGAGGUCGCGCACACCUUGAGUCUCUCGGAGCGGCAGAUCAAAAUCUGGUUCCAGAACCGACGAAUGAAAUGGAAGAAGGAUCACAAGUUACCUAACACCAAAGUCCGGGCUGGGAACACGACAACCACAACAUAAACUGCAACAACAACUACGACAAAAACAACAACAACAACAACAACAACAUCAAAGUCCAAACGGUUCAAAGUGCAAACUCGAAGACGAUGAAAUCCUCCAGUUCUUUGUUGCUUCAUUCAGGAU